This is a messenger RNA of Neoarius graeffei (lesser salmon catfish), 2982 nucleotides long. It is a transcript of the gene adamtsl2, whose product is annotated as ADAMTS-like 2. Lineage: Eukaryota; Metazoa; Chordata; Actinopteri; Siluriformes; Ariidae. Gene Ontology annotation, biological process: extracellular matrix organization. Gene Ontology annotation, cellular component: extracellular matrix. The record is from RefSeq and is a predicted model, not a curated record.
AUGCAGAUGUACACCUUACCUUCCUCGCAAGACACAUCCUCAGAGCACACUGUUACAGACUAAUACCACCACCACCACCACCACCACCACCACACACACUGCCCAGCCACCACUCAGCUCUACUACAGCCCAAGGACUGCAGGUAGGAUGAGGACCUGGUCAAGGGCCCAGUUUGCAAAAUGCUCUGUGGUCCUCCUGGGUCUCAUUACACUGACCCUUUCUUUGGGGAACAUCUCAAGUAGAGUGCAGGAUGAGGGUGUAGCCUCUAACAGUCUGGAAGACGGACUAGAGGUAACUACUUAUUGGUGGGGGGAAUGGGCAAAGUGGACAGCCUGUACACGCACUUGUGGAGGGGGGGUCAUGUCUCAGGAGAGACAUUGUCUUAAGCAAAGAAAGAGAACAACAACUGGUAAGGACAACAUGACAUGCACAGGAAGUGCAAAAAGAUACCAUCUCUGCAAUACAAAGGACUGCCCCUCAACUGGAAGGAGUUUCCGAGAGGAGCAGUGCUGGUCAUUUAACUCUCAGGUGUUCAAUGGGAAGAGCUACCACUGGAAACCCCUUUACCCAGAUGACUACGUUCACAUUUCCAGCAAUCCUUGUGACCUUCAUUGCACUACAUCAGAUGGUCAGAGGCAGCUGAUGGUACCAGCCCGUGACGGAACUUCCUGCAAGUAUAGCAAUUACAGAGGAGUCUGUGUAGAUGGCAGGUGUGAGCCUAUUGGAUGUGAUGGCAUCCUCUUCUCUCCCAACACACUGGAUAAGUGUGGAGUGUGUCAAGGAGAUGGAAGCAGCUGUAGUAGGGUAACUGGUAACUUUCGCCGUGGAUCUUCCAGCCUUGGAUAUUCCUUCAUUACCCAAAUCCCUGAGGGCUCAUGGGACAUCCAGAUCAUUGAGAGAAAGAAGUCUGCAGAUAUACUUGCUGUGACAGAUCAAGCAGGGAACUUCUUCUUUAAUGGCGCCUACAAGGUGGACAGCCCUCAGAACUUCCAUGUGGCAGGCACCAUCUUCAAAUACCGGCGGCCCACCGAUGUGUAUGAGACGGGGAUUGAGUACAUCGUGGCGAAAGGGCCCAUCAAUCAGCCCAUCAAUGUUCUGGUUUGGAACCAGAAUGGUCGCAACCCUUACAUCACCUAUGAGUACACAGUGAUGCGUGACCCUCUUAUUCCAGUCUCCCAGCCACCUAUUUACACUGGCUCAGAUGGAGGAUCCAGUCACCAAGUCUCCAUGGAGAUCAACAAUGUGUCACCCCACAAUGAUAGUGUGAAUGGCAAGGCUGUCCCAGAUACACAGAGGAAGCAGGUGAGGAUGCAGAACAUUGGGCCUGGUGCAGUGGAUAAGCCUGACAAGGAGACCAAUGAAGUGUAUGAGGACACAGCUGCUAUAGACUGUAAUCAGGAUACUCCAACACCCCUGCAUUAUCCAGAUGGAAAUAGCAGCUGGCCAAGUGGAGUGGUUGCCCCUGGCAUUGUGCCUGCAAGCAGACCUGCAGAGGAGAUGGUGGAUUCUGAAAAUUUCAUAUGGAGGAUGUUUCUUGCACGUUGCACGUUGCACGUUAACAUUUCCACAAAUCGGCUGCUUGGUGAGGGGGAAAGCCUCAUCUCUGAAGCAGAGCCAGCUGAGUUGGACUACAGCAACUCAGAGCAAGGGAACUUCAAUGGUUCAUUUCUUGAGUUCUCUCUAGGCCGCCACCGCAAUGAGACAGACCUUUUCCAGAACAGGACCCUGAUUACCAGCUUGAGGAACGGCAGCCGCGCCAAUCGCACCAGGAAUCAACAGAGGGUUACCGGGAAGAACAAAUUGAGUUCUGCAGAUAUGUAUCGUUGGAAAUUGUCCUCUCAUGAACCAUGCAGCAUGACAUGCUCAAUAGGUGUGACAAAGUCCUUUGCUACGUGUGUACGAUAUGAUGGUGUUGAGGUGGAUGACUCUUACUGUGAUGCUUUGACUCGCCCUGAACCAGUGCAUGAUUUCUGCAUUGGAAGGGAGUGCCAGCCAAGGUGGGAGGCCAGCAGCUGGAGUGAAUGCUCACGGACCUGUGGUGAAGGUUUUCAGUUUCGGCUAGUGCGUUGCUGGAAGAUGCUGGCCCCUGGCCUGGACAGCUCGGUUUACAGCGAUCUGUGCACAGAUGCUGAGUUAGAGCGCCCUCCAGAGCGCCGGCCCUGCAAGAGCCCAACCUGUGGCCCACAGUGGGAGAUGGCUGAGUGGUUAGAGUGCCCAGCAACAUGUGGCCACAGAGGUUUAAUGACUCGUGAGGUCAGGUGCUCAGAUGAAGUCAGGCCAUGUGAUGAGACAACUCGGCCUCCAUCAUCCAAGAACUGCACUGGUCCACCUUGUGAUCGCCAGUGGACAGUCUCCAUGUGGGGCCCAUGCUCAGGUCCAUGUGGGCAGGGGAAGAUGGUACGGCAUGUAUACUGCAAAACCCCAGAGGGCCGAGUGGUUCCUGAGUCUCAGUGUUCACUAGAGAACAAACCACUGGCCACACAUCCUUGUGGAGAUAAGGAGUGCCCACCACACUGGUUGGCUCAAGACUGGGAAAGGUGCAACACAACAUGUGGACGUGGCAUAAAGAGGAGGACUGUGCUGUGUGUCGGCAUCACGGGUGGCAAGUUUCAAAUCCAUGAGGAUGAGGAAUGUGACGCUAGCAAGCGACCAGGAGAUGAGGACACUUGCUUCGAGAGACCUUGCUUCAAGUGGUAUACAACACCUUGGUCUGAGUGCACCAAGACAUGUGGUGUGGGAGUGAGAAUGAGGGAUGUGAAAUGCUACCAGGGAAGAGAACUUGUUCGUGGAUGUGACCCUCUGACUAAGCCUGUUAACAAACAGACCUGUGCAUUGCAGCCUUGCCCCACUGAACCACCAGAUGACAACUGCCAGGAUCGUCCCAGCACCAACUGCUCUCUGGCUAUUAAAGUCAACCUUUGCAGUCACUGGUAUUACAGCAAGGCCUGUUGCCAUUCGUGCCGGAAUCAACGUGCCACCUAG